GGACGACGUGCUGCUGAGCGUACGUAAAGACGUCCAUCAUCUGCUAGCGCGUCUGUGAUUGGUCGAUGCGAGCCAGUUUUUCAGGUCACGUGAUGUUGCCGGACGUGGACGUUAGCGACCGUUAUCACCACUCGAUCUGCAUCAUCACCACCUCCACCAUCAUCAUCAUGCAGCCAUCCUUUGUGUGCCACACGGAGCUAUUUUAAAACGUAGCCUCGUUCAUUUACAGCGACGUGUGAGCUGCUGAGCCGCCGCCGCCGGACUGCAUCCUCCUCCCCCUGUUCGUCUGUGCUCCUGUCGCCGCUAUGGGCGGCUGUCUGCUCCGUCUGCUCGCCGUCGUGCUGUCAGUCCUGUCGGCUGCGGGAGAGCCGGCGGGAUCCGCUCAUGUCGACGGAGCUCCGCCUUCUAAAAUAGCGGUGGUCGGGGCGGGGAUAGGAGGCAGCGCCACUGCGCAUUUCCUGCGCCAACACUUCGGCCCUGAGGUCCAAGUGGACGUGUUUGAGAAGGGUGAGGUGGGAGGCCGUCUUGCCACCGUAACUGUGAAUCACCACGACUAUGAGUCCGGAGGUUCUAUCAUUCACUCCCUCAACCUCCACAUGCAGGAGUUUGUCAAACAGCUCGGUUUGAAGUAUCGUCGCAGUGUGGCAGGGAAGACAGCGGUGUUUAACAGCGAGGAGGUGAUUCUGGAGGAGACGGACUGGUACCUGCUGGACCUGUUCCGUCUAUGGUGGCGCUACGGCAUCAGCUUCAUACGCCUGCAGAUGUGGGUGGAGGAAAUCAUGGAGAAAUUCAUGAGGAUCUAUAAGUACCAGGCCCACGGCUACGCCUUCAGUUCAGUGGAGGAGCUGCUGGACUCUCUCGGGGGGAGUGGCUUUAUCAACAUGACCAGAAGGCCGCUCUCUGAUUCGCUGCUGGAGCUGGGUGUGUCGCAACGCUUCAUCGAUGAGGUCAUCGCGCCCAUCAUGAGGGUCAACUACGGACAGAACGUCAGCAUCCCUGCCUUCGUAGGCGCGGUAUCUUUAGCUGGUGCCCAGAACAACCUGUGGGCGGUGGAAGGAGGCAACAAGCUGGUGUGUUCUGGCCUUCUGAAGAUAGCCAAUGCUAACCUGCUGCAAGCGCAAGUCAACUCCAUCUCCCCUGUCUACUCUGGGGAGGUGGUCCAGUACCAGCUGAACUUCACCACAGCAGCAGAAACAGGAUCGGAGCUGUAUGACAUUGUAGUCCUGGCGACGCCGCUCCAGGCCAGUGUCAGAUCUGGAGUGGAGUUCCAAGGUUUCACGCCUCCCUUUGACCAGCUCACCGGCAACUAUCACAACACUGUAGCAACCAUCGUCCACGGUUACCUCAACACCUCUUUCUUUGGUUUCCCGGACCCCCGUCUAUUCCCCUUUGCCAGCGUCUUGACAACUGAGACGCCCAAUCUGUUCUUCAACAGCGUGGCUAGUGUUUGUCCCGUCAACAUCUCGGUGGGCUUCCGGCGUAAGCAGCCGCAAGAGGCUGGAGUCUAUAAAGUGUUCUCGCCACAACCUCUGGACAAGGCUCAGCUCAAAAUGCUCUUCAGGUCGUACUACUCAGUGCAAGUGACAGAGUGGCAGGCCUACCCUUGUUACGGCAGCAGCCAGGGACUGCCGCCCGUGGAGCUCCACCCUAAUCUCUACUACCUCAAUGGCAUCGAGUGGGCCGGCAGCGCAAUGGAGAUGAGCUCAGUGGCUGCCAAGAACAUCGCCCUGCUGGCUUAUCACCGCUGGAACAGACAGACGGACAUGGUGGACCAGAGAGAUCUGAUGCACAGGAUCAAGACUGAACUAUGACCUGGUCAACUGAAAGCCAAAACACUUAAAGUUUGUAGCUUAUACGUCAUCAUAUAGCUGAUGUGGCACAUCCAAAUUCUUAACUGCACAUCAAAUAUACUGUAUCUCCUGCUGAAUCCUUGAGCCAGAAAAUAGCCACAUCCAAGUAAUUUAUUACCUUUGCUCCAUCCAUCUGACCUUAUACUAAAGGCAGGGUCUCUUUGCAUUAACAAAGAGGAAAACUAGUAAGCAUCAACUUAAACUAAAACAGUUUGUUUGCACCACAAAAGACAAUUGUAGUAAUGCGUUGUCAUCCAAAGGCCAAUUUUGCUGUCGUUCUGCGUCAGCGACAUUGUAGAUAGUCGGGACGUGUUGCAGUAUUGUUUGGGGAUUGACUACUAAGGCUAAUUGGUGAUUUCAUCCAAGAUCUCAGCUGCUGGCAGCUUUUGUUUGCCAAGUAAUACGGACGCCAAGCAACCGUGGAAAACACUAGUUAAUAUUUAAACUUGGUAGAAAACGAAUGGACUGCUUUCUUGAGUUGCAUGUGGGUUGUACCGAUCACUGGUACUGCUCUUUACUGUUUUUUGUUUUUUUUCCAGCAGCAACAGCAGGGAUGAUUUUACCUCCGUAAUGUAAAAAAAAAACAAAGUCAAGACCUCAAGGAUUUAAGAUUCAGAGCAUGAAUUAGACACUUUUAAAUGGCUGCUUUUUGUCCGCCCUGUAACAGCUUUAUCCUACCUUUAAGGCACAUAAACCAGCGCUCUGUUGUCUAAUCAAAAACAUUGACAGCACUGCUAAUCACUGUCUGUAUAUUUAAACUGUUAAUGGACUUGCUGUCCAUGUGAACUUCUCCAAGGAGAUCUCAUUAAAGUAAUCUCAGUAGGAUUUUUUGUAAAUUAAUAAAACCAUUAUUCAGUGACUCAUGGUAGUGGCCACUGGUGCUAUGCUCUAUUGCCCCUUUCAUCAGACGAUUUCAUUAUCUCCCCUUCCUGCGGCUUUUGUUGCAUAAUCCAGCGGAAAGAAUCUUUUUUCGGGGAAUGGAGCCAACAAGCCUCCCCGCUGGACCGAAUAAAAGCAGAGGACAGCUCUGUGGGGCAGCUGGUGGUGAUGAUGGUGACACUUUUUUCCCCUUUUCGCUCAAGCCCUAAAGCCUCGUUGAGAUCCUGCUUUUUAAAACACACAUACGAGGAGAGAGUUGGGCGUUCGCUUCCAGAAACAGCAAGUGCUAAAGAGCCACCACUGACUUUUGAUUAUCCUAAUAAGACUUACAGAAAUGCCUUCUUUUAUUUAUUUCUAGUAGCGGAUUUGGACUGUAAAGUAUUUCUCGAUCCAGAAAAAAAAACUUAACUGUUGUCAACUGGAAAUCUUGUGACUCCAAAGUGCUUCGGUUGAUGGAUAAUGUGAUUGUGUCAUGUGAUGAGAAAACGUCACAACCCUUUGAUCUGAUGGCAUUGUUUCAAAGCCCCAUGAUGGCGUCAGAAAUGAUGGCGGAUGAGCUAAAAUGAAGGCUGUUUGAACUGUCGACGUUUUUGAAAUUCAGGGUUUUCACUUAACUCCUGCAUUUGUUUUCUUGUAUGUGGAGACAAAUAUUUGUAGUAAUGGUCUCAUAUGAUGUGCUAUAAAACAGAUUCACCUGGACUGAUCUAGACUAAUGAACUAGUUCAUAAGUGGGGUGAACGUUAUGGAGCCAUCUUUAGGAUUGGUAAAACUCAAAACUACUUACUAGCUUUUUUAGACAGCUAGCAACCUUCAACUGUAUCACGUGGUCUUCAUCAUCAGAUGGAGUUUCCUCAGUUGUGUUGAAGAUAGAUUUGUCGACAUUCAAGCUUCUCAGACUUGCAGACUUCUCGUCUGUGUUGCCUAAAACAGUUAAGCACAAUAAAAACCAUGUGAUAUGGUUGAAAGCUCCUGAUAAACCUAGUAAAUGCACCUUGAGUUGGGAGCUACUAUUUCCAAGGACAAGUAUGAGAUUUUCAUGCCAACAUGAACAAGAAAUCCUGAAAGUGCUACGGAUGAAAUUACAUAUCCAACAGAUCUCUCAGCUGGUGAAGAGUCUGGAUUGUUUAGUCAAACUAUUUACAAGAUCGGAAUGAACUUGGAUCUUUUCUUUAUCUUUUGGAUAUUUUACAUAGCGAGUACAGGUACAGGGAAAAGUAAAUACAAUAGGCUCUAUUCAUAGCUGAAAUAGCACAUUUGUGCAACAUAAAGGUACAGUCUGUGCAAAGAGUGUUGGCUAUGUUAGGAACCUCUUCUCUGCAUUUGUAUGCAUAACACAUUGCUGUAUUUUGUGUUAUUUUAAAACCAUUUUGAGAUUUCUAAGAGAGGAGAUCAUCUUGACUGCUACAAAUUUUCCAAAACAUGCUUUUAUGAGUUCAAUAACACAAAGAUACAGAACAUCAUGUUACAGUUUAGGUGCUUUUAAUGUUCAUGGUUCAUGUUUGUAUAAAGUAACAGGAAACUGUGCAUGAUCAUUCUUGACUUAAGGAAUAGUAGUUUGAUUAUAUAUAUAUAUAAUUAUAUAAUAUAAGAUUACUUUUGUGACAGUCACCAUGUAGGAAGAGACAGGAAACAUGUUUAGGAUUUGAGAAAUGUCCGCUGGCCAGACUCAAACCAGAUGUUGUGGUUUUGUGGUAUUGACCUUAACCAUUAAGCCACCAGGGCGCCCCCAAUAGUUUGACAAAAUUAUCUUAACUCAAGGUCCACUUACUGCCUCUUUGCUGAGCUUUCAACUGCAUCUCACAAUCCUCAUGGACAGUCGAAAGUUAUCAUGGACUGAUAAACAGAGAAACUGCUGAAGAAGAUCAUGAAAUGUGAUUUAAAGCUCCAGAAAAAGCUAGAAAGUGGACCUACAGUAAAGAUUAUUUAAUUAAACUGCAGAUUCUCUAAGCUAACUACUGUUGCUCUACAAACUUCUGUUUAGUACAACAUACUGUACUGUAUUCAUCUGCCUGAUGAACAUAACAAUGCAGCUAUUUAUAAUGAAUGAUGUGUAUUAUUCUGCCUGUUGAGAGAAUAAAAGGAUUGACCAGUUU
Molecule: messenger RNA, 4822 nt
Organism: Thunnus maccoyii (southern bluefin tuna)
Lineage: Eukaryota; Metazoa; Chordata; Actinopteri; Scombriformes; Scombridae
Product: prenylcysteine oxidase-like
Exons: 7
Coding region: 306-1811 (501 amino acids)
Biological process (GO): prenylcysteine catabolic process; prenylated protein catabolic process
Molecular function (GO): prenylcysteine oxidase activity
Source: RefSeq, a predicted model, not a curated record